AUGCGAAAGAGAGUGGAGAGCUUGUCACUACCUUUCGAUCAAUCAAGUCUCCGUCGAAGAGAUCAUCCACUACCACUUGCACAAGUCAAGCCAAAUGGCUUUCCUGAAUCGUCUUUUCAUGCGUUAAAUAAUUCGACUAUUACUACUGCCGAUCAUCCGACCGCUAAAAACUCGAUAGGGCUUAGCAUCGAAGCUAAUGAUGUUGGCUACUUGGCCGAAAUUUACAUCGGAACUCCUCCCAAGAAAUUCAGAGUCAUCCUCGAUUCAGGCUCAGCUGAUACAUGGUGCCGAAAUUCAAAAAACCCGGCUCUGGGAUGUAAUCACCCAGCUUUGAAUGUCGAUUCCAGUACCCUUCAUAUUACUGACACCAAAUUUAACGUUAGCUACGGUACCGGAAAUGUUCAAGGGUUGCUUGUGCAAGAAGACAUCACCAUUGGAGGUCUGCUGCUCCAACAUCACACUUUUGGUGGCGUCACUUCAGCAAGCAAUGAAUUUGCUGGUUCAACUAUCCCAUUCGAUGGUUUGAUGGGAACUGCUAAAAGUUCCCUAUCCAGUCAAAAAGUCAUAACGCCGAUCGAAGCCAUGGCCAAAGCUGGAAUUAUUUCUGGAGCGUUCAUUGGUUAUUCCUUGGGUCGAGUCUCUGACAAUCAAAACAUAGGUCAGGCGACCUUUGGUGGCGUGGAUCAGACCAAAUUCUCGGGGAAUCUCACUAUGUUUCCUAAUGUCAACAAAAAGGGAUUUUGGGAAGGAGAAAUGGCGAGCAUCAUGGUAGAUGGUCAAGUCGUACUAAGACAGAGAACAGGAAUCCUCGAUACUGGCACCACUUUGAUCGUCGCGCCCCCAGCUGACGCUCAAGCAUUACACGCCCAUAUACCUGGGGCAUCGAGCGAUGGAAAAGGAGGAUUUUUUAUUCCUUGCACCAGCAAAGCCAAGGUAGCAUUAAGUUUUGGUGGAGUUCCGUUCGAAAUCAAUCCGGUGGACUUGACCUUUCAACCCACAACGACCGAUUUAUCUGCAAAUUGUAUCAGUGCAAUCAGUUCAGGUACAGUUGGAGGACCUAAUCAAUGGUUGCUUGGUGAUACAUUUCUGAAAAAUGUGUAUUUUGCGACCGAUGCAACCCACGAUGAGAUGGGAAUGGCGGCUCUCAAAAAGGUCUCUUCUAAAGGAUAA
Molecule: messenger RNA, 1170 nt
Organism: Melampsora larici-populina 98AG31
Lineage: Eukaryota; Fungi; Basidiomycota; Pucciniomycetes; Pucciniales; Melampsoraceae
Exons: 6
Coding region: 1-1170 (389 amino acids)
Biological process (GO): proteolysis
Molecular function (GO): aspartic-type endopeptidase activity
Source: RefSeq, a predicted model, not a curated record